CCCCAGGCUCCCCGCGCAACCCCGCGCCGUAGUAAUUUGCAAGGGGCGGUGCAGGGAUGGGGGGGCAAGGGGGAGGUGUCCCGCCCCCCCGAUCACAUGGCGACCCCGCGCAGCCAAUGCGGGGGGCUCUAGGACCCCGGGGACCCGCGGCCCCCCCGCCCUAUAAAUGCCUCUCCAAAAUGCAGCGGGGCUCCUUCCUCUCGUCCCGCCCGGCCGCGCUGCUCUGCGCCCCGCUGCCCGCGGGUCUCCGUGCCGGCUCCGCGCCCCGCUCCUUCCCCCUCCCCUUUUUCCUUUUUUUUUUUUUUUUUUAAAUCUUAUUUUUGUGUUAAUUUUCUGACACCUCCCCUCCCGUUUUUCUCCUCGCCCCCUCCCCGCGGCCGGUUUUUGCAUGCAUUGUCUGUCUCCCAAGAUGGUUUGUGAGACCAAGAUUGUGGCGGAAGAUCAUGAAUCAAUCCCGGGAUCUAAAAAAGACACGAUCAUUGUUUCCUCCUCCCAGAUGUGGCCCUCUUUGGCGGGCUCCCCUCCCUCACCCCCACCUCCCCUCACCCCACCAAAAGAAGACCCCAGGCGCGACAAUGUCUAUAUCCGCGAAUUCCACCCCUCUGAGCAGGAGGUGGUGCGCCGCAUCUUUUACGAGGGGAUCAUGGAGCGAAUCCCCAACACGGCGUUCAGGGGGCUGAAGCAGCAGCCCCUCACUCAGCUGCUCUACGGGCUGCUGGCGGUAAUGUGCUUUGUUGUGACCAAGUCCUUCCUGCUGACCUGCUGUUUGCCCAUCUUUCUGAUGGGCAUGAGGUACUACUUCAGUAGAAAAGUUAUCCUGCACUAUCUCGAUUGUGCGCUGCACACGGACAUGUCCGAUAUUGAGCAAUAUUACAUGAAACCGCCAGGCUCCUGCUUCUGGGUUGCCGUCCUGGACGGCAACGUGGUGGGGAUCGUGGCAGCGCGGGGCAACGAGGAGGACAACACCGUGGAGCUUCGCCGCAUGUCCGUCGAUUCCAACUACCGCGGCAAAGGGAUCGCCAAGGCCCUGGGCCGCAAAGUGCUGGAGUUCGCCAUGCUCAACAACUACUCCUCUGUCGUGCUGGGAACCACGGCCGUGAAGAUGGCAGCCCACAAGCUCUAUGAGUCCUUGGGCUUCAAGCACGUGGGUGUUGUCGAACAUUAUGCCCUGCCAGGGAUGACACGCUCCUUACUGGAGAGAAUGUUUUUCCAGGUCCGCUACCACCGCUACCGCCUGCAGCUGCGGGAAGAAUAAAAAAACCCCCCCACCAACCAAAACAAAAAAAAAAGUAUUUUUUCCCCCCUUCCUCCCCCUUCAAAAAUAAUAAAUUAUCCUUCUAGUUCUCAUCACCAUUGAUUUGCCAAUUUUGGGUUAGAGUUUUUGUACCCUCACGCCACGUUUUGGUUUGCUCCGUUCAGCUCGAUGGGCCGGCCGAGCAGCGCCCCUUCCUCGCAUGCUGUAGGUGGUGGUGCUGGGAGUCCUGCAACCCAGCGGGGCGGAGCGGAGCAGCGGCCUCUCCUUCCCAGGUACCUCUGUAAAGCACAGAAACUUACUGCAAAAUAGUACAACUGCUCCGGUGUACAUAGUCCUCUCCUUUUCCAGGUGUAAGAUAACAUAGUGAUGCAUUCAUAAUAGUGCAGAAAUAUUACUUGAAUGCAGUUUUCAGUAUUUCACGCACCAGUAAGUAGAAUAUGCAUUCCUCUUACCGUAAUCUACUGGUUAAUAGUUUUCAGAGACAAGGUGGGGGGUGCACCCUGCCCCUCCGCCCCAACCCGCUUGCUACAAUGCAUGAAGAGGAAAGCGCGUGCACGCACUCAAACACAUCGCACUGCCGCCACGGCACUGGUGUUGCACUUUUUUUGGAUGUGCCUCAUUCUGCCAAAUGUCUGAGAGACCCCGGGUGCAUCCGGUAACCACGACUCCGCUCCACCUCCCCCUCCUUCCUAAGCCAGCACAGACUCGGACCGGCCGAACUGAGCCCCAUUGUACCAUAGUGUGAAGUUAAGAUCAAACCUAAGUAUCUCCUGCGCUGUUCCGUAGCCACGCGUAACCUGCAGUCCUGGGCCAGACUCCGCAUGUGCGUUGGACUUUCUCUUUGCUGCCUUUCGGGGGUUUUUUUUGUUUGUUUUCAUCUGAUUUUUAAGGGUUAUUUUUUUGUUGUUGUUGUUGUUAUUUUUAGUUUUGGCUUUUGCUGAAUGGUGUCGUUGAGGCGUAAUGGAGGCUGCAGUUCCUAUGGCAACACAUUUGCACAUUAAUGUGCGCACCAAAUCUCACCACUUCAGAGAAGCAACGUGUGACAGAUAAUAGCAUUUUGGGGAGCACCAGGGUGGGGGGAGCGUACUUAUUAUCUUAACCAGCUGCUUGUUUGAUAAAUGUAGAUGGCCUCACUGCAGCCUUCCAUCAAAGGUAAUUAACUGCUUUAAUGAUGUCAGAUUUGUGAAUUGUACAAUGCAAAAAGCAAUGCAAAGCAGAUUCGGCAUGUGUCUGUACCCGGUAUGUAUGUACAGUGCCUGCCAACUAAAGAAUAACCAAGACUACAGCUUCUUCUAGCCUGAGAUAUCAACUUUUAUAACUUAUUUAAACAAAUAGCAACUUUGCAUGAAUUACAUCUUGGGGAAAAAGAAGACUGGUAGGUUUUAAUUUUUAAAGCGUGGUGUCAGAGGUAUUACAGAAAACCAUUUCUGGCUGCACUUAAUUUCAGGUGGGUAGAGGGGUUUGGCUCUGCUAAUACAUUUAAAGGGAAAACCCCUUUAUUUACUGGGAAAAACAAUUAUUAUUUUAUGAAGUAUUAUGCGUGUGGUGAGGGGGGACACCCCCCCGCCUCAUCUGGAUGAAGUUGGUGAAGGGGUAGAGUAUGUGUUAACCACGCUUGCAAAUACAAUGAAGAGUCAGCAGGAGAGCUGCAGAAGGAGCUUUAGGGUAUGGGGAGAGGACAGGAGCCCUGGGCAGAGGAGGGGACAGACAGCACAGACCUGGGACAUGGGGUGCUGUCUGUCCCACUCCUGCCAGGAGCUGCCUUUGCUCUCCAGCCAGAAGCUUUCCCAGCACUGAGAUGUGGCUGGCAAAGCUGAUGGAGAGCAGAGGGCUCAGUCCAUCCCUGCGAGGGCCAUGGGCCAGGCACUGGGGAUGGAGGAGCCAUUUGGCACAGUCCCAGCUGCCCUUUCAUUGCCUGGCCUGGGCUCGGUCCAGCCUGUGAGGAGUUGGAGGGGCAGAGUCCCAGCGUGUGUUCCAGCAAUAAGGGGGCAACGAGGAUGGUGAAGGACACUGUAGCAAGAGACCUUGAGUUUAAUUAACAAAAUUUCUCUAUGGGGCACUAUAUUUUUAAAAGUCUUUCUAUGCUGUACAUUUCUCCUGAAGCUGAAAUAAUGUACUGUUGGUAGGGGUUCUUGUAUAGUGUACAGAAAUCGGCAGAAUAUUUUCUUGCUGCAUUCAGUGAUUUAUUAACCGAAGUAAAACAGACAAAUAUGAAGCGUUAGCAAAAGUUGAAAGAAAUAACACAAAAGUUUGUGCCUUUUUUAGUUUAUUUUUCUGUUGCUAUAUAAUUACUGCACUAAAACCUUUCAAGAGGGGUAAAAAAAAAACAAAAACAAAAAGCAAAAACUAGUCUCUUAAUAGGGAGGAAUAUGUAAAGUCUAAAUUGAACAUUAACUUUUUUUAUUAGGCUGUUUAAUUAAACUAAUGUUGCUGGUUUUAUUUGAUACCUGUGCCUUUGAAAUAAAACUCCACAUCCUGUCAGAAAAUCCAAACCUGGAAAAUAUCCCACCAGAUCCCACAGACACAGAAGUACCAUCAGGUUUACCAGUAUUUUCUUCUAAAACGUGUAAACUUUAACUGAUGAUAUCACAGUAUCUGAUUGUAAUUCCUGUUGAGUUUGCUGGGGAAGAGGUGCUUUGGGAAGGUGUGGCUUUGGGGGUGCUGUCUGCAUUCCUCCCCAGCACACGGAAAUGCACUGAUAAGGAUUGAGUUGUUGCCACUUGGCUGGUGGCUGCCAAGAAAAUUUAUUCCCUUAAUGCUUCUGCCAGUUGCUUUGUGACCAGGCUUUUUGGAAGAAAUCCAUCUGGUUGCUCCCAGCUCUCCAGCCAGGACAGCUUGUUUCUGAAGGAAAGGGCUGGCUGCCAAACAGGCUGGGAUUUGCUCUCCUUGGAAGAUGGCACAGGCUGCCAGAGCUGCAUCCCUGGUGGAAGCAGUGGGACAGGGGUGCACAACCUCCUGUGUUGUUGCUGCCCUCACACCCAGAGCUGCCAAGGUUGGGCUUAAAAGCACCACAUGAUACUGUUGUUCUGUCUGCAUUCAUGGGAAGUUUCCCUAAAUGCCACAGCUCAGGCAGGGCUCUGGGGUCAGGGGUGCUGAGUUCUGACCAUGCCAGGCUCGCCUGCUGCCAGGGCAGUGUGGGCAGACCACAGUGCAGGGUGACAUGUUGAGCUUGAGCUGCCUUUGGCAGAUCCAUCCCUCUGCUCUGAGCCUUUCAGGGUGCCCUGGUUUAAACAAAGUGCUUGGAAAAGAUCAGCACAGCCCUUUCUCUGGGCCUGAGCAUCCUCUCCUGACUCUCCCCAUCCCAGCUCAGUGGCUGGGUGGGUGAGGAGCAGCACAAGGUGGUUGUGGGAUUGGUCCUGAGCAGAAGAGGUGGUGGUCUGGAACUGCUGCCAGGCCUUGAGUCUUGAUUCCAAUAGAGACCCACAUCAGUGUGAGAUGGGAGAGGAUUUUCCUGUUUGAUUUUGGGGGUUUCUCUUUCCAAGGACAACAUUGGCAGGAGUGUGAGGAAGAGUGGAGCCUGUCUUGGGUUUGAGCCCAAGGCUGGUAAAUGUGGUGGUUAAGACCAGUUCUGAUUUAGGUGGAGCUGUAUUAGACAUGUGAAAGUAUUCCCACAGCUGCUCUUACUGUGCACUGCGGGUGGGCUGCUGCCUGCAGAGAUGCCCUUUCCUCACCCGGUUGCUCUCUCCUUAGACUGGGGCUUUUUUUGCUAAUCCCUGUGCACGAGACCCUGCUCAAGUGUCCUUUGCUUGGAGGGGCUUGGGACAGCCCUUGCUCCCUGAGGAAAGCACUAGGUGUCAUAUCCAAAAACUAAAAAAAAAAAAAAAAAACAACAGGAAAGAAGGGAAAUUUUGCAUUACUGUGGCUGAGGUCCACAGCCUUGGGGUUGCCCCAGCCCUCCAGCACAGCCUGGGCCAUUCCCUGUGGAGUGAAUGGGAACUCCCUGCCCAUCCUGAGCAAACUGGCAUCUCAAGCACAUGUCAUAUUUGGCAAUAAGCUCUCUGGGAAGCUUGGCCCCUAAACAGAUCCAGGCUGAUAAUGCUAAGCAAUCAAACCAAUGAAGAAAGUGGUUUCUAGUCUGGCUUGAAACCCUUAAAUUUGUAUUUGUUGUGAAUUCAUGCUGUGUUUUCCCUCAGUGAAGCAGACAGCACCUGCAGGAUGCUUAGGAAUGACAACUGUGUAUCUGCUGGGAGAUGCAGAGAAGUCCAGGGCAUUGCCAUCAGUGGGAAGCUGUUCUUUUCCCUCCCCUCCAUCCCUGUGUGAGAUGCUCUCUCUGAGAAAGCCUUUACCUUUCUCCAGAAGUGAUCCUGCUUCCUGGUGCUGUGCAUGGGUGCAGCCUGCAGGACUCAUUUCAGAAUUGCCUUUCAGCAAAUGCUGGGGACAAAUGACCCUGGGACAUCUGUCCCCGGGGCUGGGACCUGGGGUUGUUUUAUCCCUGUGUUCCUCCCCAUGGGAAAUGAGGAUGAUUCUUCAGGUCAUGAUGCCAGAAUUUGAGUCCCUGGGGAGGGGAGGCAGGACCAAGGGUCAGCAGUGGCUCUUGGGGUUGGGAUGUGCCUGGUGGGCUGCAGCAGGAGCAGAAAGUUUUGGUGCCAGGGGUGUCCUGGGCCCUGUCCUUGCUGUGGCCAGCUGGAAGAACAGAAAGUCCUGUGGUCAGAAUCCCCAAGGGAACUGUGGCUUUGCAGAACCCUGUCCCAAUCCUUGCUGCUGCUCACUGAUCCACACCCGUAUGUGAUGCAGGUCUGCUGCCUUUUAAUUUGCCAGAUUUGCUGGCUGAGGUGCAAAUGGAUAGAAAGGAUAGAAACUGCAGGGACUUCCAAAUUGCCAAACACACAAAGGCAGGAACCAGCUCUGGUUACUCUGAAUUAACAAUCUCACUUUGGGUGUGCUGGGGCCUGUGUUUCAUUAGUGCUGGUGUGAUGCUCUUGGUAUGCACUCUAAAUAAAGGCAUUUUAAUUGGACACUAACUGGAGUCUUGCAGUGGAAUAUACUGUACCACAUAAAGAAAAUUAAGUAAUGCUAAGUGUUAAAUAAGCUUUAAAAUGCAAAAGGAAAAUUUUCUUUUUUUUCUCCCUCAAAAUAGUUUGAUCACAGUUAAAAUCACUGUUCAGUGCUAUCUGUGUAUUGCACAAUGAUCACCUGUGGGAGAGAACAUGCUUUUAACAUCUAAAUAUUAGAAGACAGACCUAGUGAGACCAAGAGCAUAACAAAGACAUAAUGCAACUGUAAAUUUAUUUACAAGUAACACAUUUGAAUGCAGAAGCAGCUACUCCUAUGUAAGUGUAAUGAACUUACAGCUAAUAUUGUUUUCAAUUUCUUUUCCUCCAAAGCUUAAUCCUUUUGCCUUGUAAUAUGUAUAUUUGAUUUUUUUUAAAUGUAAUUAGGUUUAACAAAGCAUCAGUUGCUUUGUGAGUUGUACUUAUGAUUGUGCUGGGCAGUUAGCUUUAAGCAGUUUGUGUGCUUGUGUUAUUUUAUUAAAGCAAAAGUCUUCUUGAGACAAAUGCAGUAAAGGAAAAAAAAUAAUAUUUUUGGUAGUGUUAAGCAGAUGUGUGGUAUGCAUUUGGAAAAUGUCCAAUGUCAGUUAAAAAAAACCAAACCAACAAACAGGCUAAAUUGCUUCCCAGAACUGCUCGUGUUUAAGGCAGUGGCUUACUCACUCACACCUAAAUAAGAAACUUGGAUUCCCCCAAACAGCCUCUUACUCUGCAUCUCCUCACCGUUGUACAAGACCAGUGUGAAAUGAGUCUUGUGUUUUCUAUGUUCAGCAUAGUAUGUACUGUACUCUGUAACGGGAAGUGGCUACAAGUCCUCAAAGAAAAACGAACACAUUCUAAAACAGCAAUAAUUACCACUGUAAAGCAAAAGAGCACGUGGGGGAGAGCCCAGGGAGGUGGUUAAUGAAGGUGAUGCUGUUAGGAGCACGCUGGCAGCAGCGUGUUCCUGAGGGGUGCUGUUGCACCUGGGGAGCAGGAUGAAGUGCUAGGGAAGGCCAUCAGUCUCUGGAACUGGGUGUCACCUUGGCAGAGAACCUGCCCAUGUGGGGUCCUAGAGCUGAGUCUUUGUGAGCCCUUAUGCAGUGCAGGCUUUUCACCACAGUUAAGGGUGAGUUAUUGCAAAUACCAUUCCUGGUGGGAGAGACAGACAUAAGGAAGAGCUGUCAGAGCCACACAGAGGAAGGUAAACACUUAUUGCCACAGUUUUGUACCCCAGCACGCUGCUACUGCACUUCUGGGGCUCAGCAAUGGCAGAAAGCAGAAUCGAUUGCUCCCAUUUUCUGUGGAGGGAAGCAGGAGUCAGCUCUGUUGGCAAGCUGCUUGCAGACCAUGGAGGCAGCAGCACAAACCGUUCCCCAGGCGUGGCAGGUGCCAGGAUGGGUACCAGUCAUCCCUUGGUGUGCUUGAGGCUCCUGAGCCGCAGCCUCCGCAGCCCCGGGAGCCAGCCAGCUCUGCAGGGACAGCAGGGUGUCCUCAGGCAGGGGCAGGCCAGGUGCUCUGGACAAACGACUUGUAGGUACUUAAGUUCUGUUCCUGAUGGCCGCUGUAACUGUGAAAAUUAACCAGACCUGCUGUGAUAAAUUUGGUUAUAUAAGGUUUAUUUGGUUAAUUUUUUAUAAGUGAAAACUGAAAAGAUGAAAGAGAAUUGUAAUAUGAAAGCAACUGCUGUAAAUAAUGUACGAAUGAAUAAAAUCUAAAACUUAUGUCAGUUUUUUCCUAAA
Molecule: messenger RNA, 7964 nt
Organism: Passer domesticus (house sparrow)
Lineage: Eukaryota; Metazoa; Chordata; Aves; Passeriformes; Passeridae
Gene: ASPNAT
Product: N-acetyltransferase 8 like
Exons: 3
Coding region: 389-1255 (288 amino acids)
Cellular component (GO): mitochondrial membrane
Molecular function (GO): L-aspartate N-acetyltransferase activity
Source: RefSeq, a predicted model, not a curated record